Molecule: messenger RNA, 3841 nt
Organism: Chara braunii
Lineage: Eukaryota; Viridiplantae; Streptophyta; Charophyceae; Charales; Characeae
Source: the annotation of a GenBank genome assembly
GGUAAGGAGUGGGACACUUGUCGUGCACCUGACACCACGAUGGAUGACUAUCCGAUGUAUGGGUUGCUUGUUGGGUUCUCCCUCUGGGGGACCCUUUGGCGUCUCCUCUUUCCUCUGGGCUUCUGGCACACUUUUACGUGUAGGGUAGACACCCGGGGUGGUACCUCCACUAAGCCAUAUUCGAAGGAGGAGGAGGAGAAGAUGACCGCCAUUCUGAGGGAAAGAAAAGAGAAGAAAGAGGCCAAGAAGAAGGCCCUACAGGAGGAGCAGGCAGCCAAGUUGAAGAAGAUAGAGGAAGAGAUGGCCAGAGAGAAGGAGAGAAUAAAGAAAGAAGAAGAGGAGAAGCUGAAAGAGGUGGAAGAGGAAGAGGAGGAAGAUGARACGMCACUGCAAAGGAAGAGAGGGCAGUASAGUGGCAACARAGAUGAUGAGAUGGAGARACGGAUUUCGGAGUGGGUCGCCAACUUAUCCCUGGGCGAAGAAGAAGAAGUGGCGAUGUAUAUCCCCAAGGAUGAUCAGGAAGCCGCUAUGARAGYUUGGGACRYAGAAGAAGAUGUCAUAAAGCGGCAGGCGAUGGAAGAUGAGAAGAGGAUGGAGUGGAAACUGGCAGUGAUGAGGGAGAAGAAGAGGAGAGUGGACGCCGCAACAGAUGCGGCGGAAGAAUUGGAGGAGGUAAAAAAGAUAGAAGAGCAAUUAGCCGCCCAGGCUGAACUCCCAAAGAAAAUGGAGGUCAUAGCCCGAAACGUUACACGCUUAGUGCGAAUUCCGGCAGAGCAAUAUGACUUCAGUAGGAGUCAGCAUAUAGCUGUGCGUUCAAUACGGUUGGGAUUUCGGGACUUUGCUCGCGAAUUGGUGGGAGCUGUUGGAGCCGAGGUGGGCCAUCGCCUCGACAAAACUGAGCGAUUUUGUGCAGGCGCCAUUGAAGGCGUCAAGGCGGCCGCUCCCAAGGAGGAGGAAGCACGUCCUCACCGGGAGCCGGUCAAAGUCAAAUUCACUGAUUCCUAUAGUGGAAAACGGGAAGAGAACUUUGAUAAUUGGGAAGCCAAUGUCAAGACCUAUGUGCAUCUGCAACAGGUCUCCCCGGAUCAGCAUGUUCUAAUUGCGAUCCACGCGCUUAGAGAUGAGGCCGCCAGCUUCGCAAGGUCCCUGGUUCGUGCUUCCAAUUGCAAUGAUGAUGCAGUUGCGUACUCGUCGUUCACUCCCCUCAUCGAUUUCCUGAAGUUGCUGCGCGAGCGAUUUGCUGAUGUCGCUCGUAGUGUUAAGGCCUCAGACAGGCUGCAGACGAUCCACUCUCGUCAGUGGAAGAGUGCCAGGGCACUCAAGAGCACAAUGGAUGAAUUGGUGGUUGUACCUAACCACGGGGUCACCGACACCCAGUUGGUUGCCCUCUUCUAUCGGGCUAUGCCCGAAGCCUUUCGAGGGCACUUCUUCGCGAAGAGCGAAGACCCUACCACCACUUACGAUUCCCUUAGCCCUGAGGUGGUAGCCUUCGAGGCAAAGUCCGUGUCAGUUUCCACCUUCUGGCACAAAGAUUUGGACAAAGGCAAGAAGUGGAAAGGCCGCACUAUCUCUGGGCAAGUGAAGACUAAGGAUAGUCUUGUCCUAACUCUAGAUGAGGGUAGUGUGGAUGAGAUCCCCUACGAUCAGAUUGAGUGGGGGUUAGAGGAGGAGGACAACAGUGUGGGCCAGGGGAGGACUUACGCUGCUGUCACGGCUGGAGGGAGGCCGCAAGGAGGAGGACGAGGCCAGGGCCAAGGGGGCGGGGCCUCAGGGAGCCGGUUUCAAGGCGAUCAGGGGGUUGGCGGCAGAGGAGGAAAUCGCCAAGCGGGAGGAAGGGGUCAAGGCGUGGCCGAAGAGUUGAAGGAGAGGAUGCCCGCCUGGGCCAUGAUGAGAAAGGAGAAUAAGGGGCAACUUAUUUUAGUGGAUACCAAGAUUUUUAGAGGUAGAGUUGGUGCCUUAGUGGAUAGUGGAGCCACUCGUAGUUAUAUCAGUAGGAAGGCGCUACAGAGGCUGAAGUUGCAGUUGAAAGUCCAAAAGUUAACAGACCCCGUAGUCAGUAUCCUUGCGGAUAAUCGCACGAUGCGAGUAGAAGACUACGUAGAGGGAGUCCAGGCGCAUUUUCGCCUAGAGAAGGAUGGGAAAGUAGAGAAAGUUCUCCAUUCCCUGACUCUCCUCGUAGAGGAUAGCCUCCCAUUCGAUAUAGUCCUGGGUAUGGACUUGGGAGAGGCAGGCGGGGCCACACUCCACUUGAGGGAGCAUGAGUGUAGGCUCCCUAGCCCGUCAGGCGAUGUCAAGACUGCGCGUCUGUACCAUGUGUCAGGAGUAGAUGACUCCUUGGCACAUUGCUGCCUUAGUGCUCCUGCAUUUGCACGACUAGUGAAAAAGGAGCAGCUAGAGGAACAGGUCUUUGUAGCCUAUGUUAGGCCAGUCACUGAGCCUAAGGAAGAAAAGCCUAUACACCCUGCUAUUGCCAAGUUGCUGGAAGAGUUUAAGGACCUAGCUGAGUCGCCGACAAGGACAGUGCCGCAGCCCAUCCAACACUGUAUAGAGAUAGAGCCUGGCAGUAGAACUCCUAAGGGCGCUGUGUAUUGGAUGUCCCCGCGGGAAUUGGAGGAGCUUCGCAAGCAGUUGGACGAGCUCCUUGAAAAGAGUUGGAUUAGGCCCAGUUCAUCUCCUUUUGGAGCACCUGUUCUCUUUGUCCCCAAGAAGGAGGGAGAGUUAAGGAUGUGUAUAGACUAUAGGGGUCUAAAUGCUAUCACAGUGAAGAAUGCUAAGCCACUGCCUAGGAUAGAUGAUCUUCUAGAUAGAGUGCAGGGGUGCAAGUAUUUCUCUAAGAUAGAUUUGAAGUCUCGAUAUCAUCAGAUAGAGGUUCACCCUGAUGAUCAGUACAAGACCGCGUUCCGGACUAGAUACGGGCACUAUGAGUUUAUUGUGAUGCCCUUUGGACUAACCAAUGCGCCAGCAACCUUUCAGCGGUGUAUGAAUGACUUGUUUAGGCCGUGGUUAGACAGAUUUGUUGUAGUUUACUUAGAUGACAUUCUAGUGUUUAGUAAGACCCUCGAAGAGCAUCAGGGUCAUCUCAGGCAGGUCUUGGAAAAGCUGAGGGACGCUAACUUCAAGAUCAACGCAAAGAAGUGCGAAUGGGCAAAGACCCAAGUUUUGUAUUUAGGCCAUGUCUUAGACGGAGACGGCAUCAAGCCCGAAGACAGCAAGAUUGCAGCGAUUAGAGAUUGGCCGACACCGCGUACGUUGACAGAGUUGCGGUCGUUCUUAGGCCUAGCAAACUACUAUAGGAAGUUCGUGAGGAACCUCUCCACCAUCGCUGCGCCCCUUCGCAGAUUGCUCAGGAAGGAGACCAUCUGGAAAUGGGAUAAGGACUGCACGUCCGCUAUGAAGAAGUUGAAACAGGCGUUGAUAGAAUAUCCAGUCCUUAAAGUAGCCGACCCGUUCUUGCCCUUUGUCGUCCCUUCGGACGCUAGUCAGUACAGCAUAGGUGUUGUGUUGCAGCAAGACGAUGGCCAUGGUAAUAGGCCCGUAGAGUUCAUGUCCGCCAGAAUGCCUUCAGAAAAGGUCGCGACAUCUACCUAUGAGAGGGAACUCUACGCUCUCAGGCAAGCCUUAGAACACUGGAAACACUACUUGCUUGGGAGGCACUUCAAAGUCUAUUCCGAUCAUGAGACGCUGAGAUGGUUAAAGACGCAGGCCAAGAUGACACCUAAGCUUACUAGGUGGGCCGCAGAGAUAGAUCAGUAUGACUUUGAGCUCGAGCCAGUCAAAGGUAUAACGUAGUUGCGGAUGCGCUGAGUAGGAGAGCUACUUUGGGGCAAUAGUGCAUUACCUA